AGUGUACACACACCCUUUCCCUUGACCUAAUAAACCUCAUAAACCCCCUCUCUUAGCUCCCCACACACACAUUUCACACUCUUCUAGUUCUAUAUCUAUAUACAUACACACACAAUAUAUAUAGAAAGAGGAAGACAAAAAUCUAGAGAGAGAAACAAGAAAAACAACACACAAAAAUAGAAACAAUGGCAGCCACUUCAACUUCAACCCAAGAAUUCCUAGACGACUUUCGUUGCCCAAUUUCACUCGAAAUCAUGUCCGACCCGGUUAUCCUCUCUUCGGGUCACACCUUUGACCGUGCUUCAAUCCAACGUUGGGUUGACUCCGGCCACCGUACUUGCCCCAUUACUAAACUCCCCAUACCCGACCCGGUUACACUGAUCCCUAAUCACGCCCUUCGUAGUCUCAUUUCCAAUUAUACCCUCGUCUCUUUCCCUAAACCACUAUCUUACCCCGACCCACAAUCCCUCAUCCAAACCCUAAUUAAUUCUUCUUCCCCAAUGGAUUCUAAGCUCAACUCGCUGGACCAACUCAGCAAGCUCUCAAAACGUGACUCAGCGAUUCGAAGGAAAUUAACCGAAUCAGGUGCUAUUUCAGCUGUGCUGAAUUGUGCUCAAUUACAGGAAAAAGCGCUUCAUUUGUUGCUGAAUUUGAGUUUAGAUGAUGAUAAUAAAGUCGGGUUAGUUGCUGAAGGAGUGGUGGGGAAAGUAGUUGCAGCGUUAAGGACAGGUGGCGGCGAUUCAAGGGCGGUCGCCGCCACGGUUCUAACGAGUUUAGCAGUUGUAGAAGUGAAUAAAGCAACAAUUGGGGCAUACCCAGAUGCAAUUCUUGGAUUGAUUUCACUUCUUUGGUGUGGAAAUGUUAGAGAGAGAAAAGAAGCAGCUACUGCACUGUAUACGCUGUGUUCUUUUCAUGAUAAUCGGGUUCGGGUUGUUGAGAAUCAGGCUGUGGAGAUAUUGAUAAGGAAUGCGAAUUCGGGGUUAGAAAGAGCUGUUGAGGUAUUGGGAUUGUUAGCGAAAUGUAAAGAGGGUCGUCAGGAGAUGAUUAAAUUUGGUGGGUUGUUGGAUGUUUUAGUUAAGUUGUUGAAAAAUGGGUCAUCAAGAGCUGUGCAAUAUGCUUUGUUGACUAUAAGUUUGUUGUGUAAUUAUAGUGAAAGGAUGAGGGUGUUGGUUGUAAGAGAAGGGGUGUUUGAGAUUUGUGUUGGAUUAUUGGAAGAUGAUAAUGAGAAAGUUAGAAGGAAUGCUAAUAGUUUGAUUAAUGUUUUGCAAGGAAAAAAAUUGAGUCUUUGAUUUGGUUAAUUAAGGAAAAAAAAAAAGGUUGUGAAUUUGGAAAGUGUUAAUUUUUGAUGGAUUUAUGGAAAGCAUUGGAGGGUGAAGAAGGUGAGUUGGGUAUUCUCAUUUUGUUGAAUAGUUUUUCUUUGUACAAAAUGAUUAGAAUUUUAGGGCAAAAAAAAAAAUGUGUAUCUCUCUCUCUCUUUUGUUUUUAUAUUUUGAAAAUAAAGAUGAAAAAGAAAAUCAAUGGUUAUUAUAUUGUUGUCUUUCUCCUUAUAUUAAACUUUUACUUCUUUUAAUGUAAAACUAAAAUCCAUUCUUCAGGUUAAAUGCUUAUAUAAAUUUUAUCCCCAGUUUUUCCUUAUAGUGAGUAGUCAAUAUUAGGAAUUUGGAAAGUGUUAAUUUUUGAUGGAUUUAUGGAAAGCAUUGGAGGGUGAAGAAGGUGAGUUGGGUAUUCUCAUUUUGUUGAAUAGUUUUUCUUUGUACAAAAUGAUUAGAAUUUUAGGGCAAAAAAAAAAAUGUGUAUCUCUCUCUCUCUUUUGUUUUUAUAUUUUGAAAAUAAAGAUGAAAAAGAAAAUCAAUGGUUAUUAUAUUGUUGUCUU
Molecule: messenger RNA, 1873 nt
Organism: Lycium barbarum (goji berry)
Lineage: Eukaryota; Viridiplantae; Streptophyta; Magnoliopsida; Solanales; Solanaceae
Product: U-box domain-containing protein 8
Exons: 1
Coding region: 186-1289 (367 amino acids)
Biological process (GO): protein ubiquitination
Cellular component (GO): cytoplasm; nucleus
Molecular function (GO): ubiquitin-protein transferase activity
Source: RefSeq, a predicted model, not a curated record